AUGAGUUUAAUUGGUGAUAUUCGUCUCUCACGAAACAAGUUUCUACCAAUAUUAUCAGAAGCAAAUGGAAAAUCAUCGAUUACAUCCUUUAUCAAUGUGCAAUUAUUUGAUGAACCGAAAAAAGAUCAAUUAGAUGACAACGAUAAUGAACAAUCAGAGAUAAACGGCAAUAAACUAUCAACAGACAAUAAUGAUACAUUUAGUUUUCAUGAUCAUCACAGUAAAUUGAACUCUUUGGACAAUGUCUCGCAUCAAUCAUUGGGAACAAAAUCACCAAUAGAUACAACACGAGAUAUCUUUACUCGACGACGUGCUCUAGAUCCAAUCGAACAACAUGAUCUCAAAACUUAUAUACAUCAUCGAAAAAAUAGUAUUGUCCAACAUGUUAUUGGUUAUAAUUAUGAUGACAAUUUUAUUGUUAGUGGUCUUUAUACUCGUGUAGGCAUUGGAAAAUUCGUCGAAGGUACCGUUCAAGCAUUGUUCAUUCUCAUUGCAUUGCGCAAACGUCAAAGACAAACGAAUAAAUAUGAAUAUCCAGCGCGUGAAAUGAUCAUUCUAUUAAUCAUGCUUGAUCUAAGUCUCUGGCUCGUAAAAACAACAACAACAACUAAACAUGAAGCAAAUCCAUUUCAAUUGGCUUUCUAUCAUGUUAUUCCAUGGUCGAUCAUUGCUGCAAUUGCUACACCACUUCAAAUCCUUUUUCGUUUUCAUGCAUCUGUCUGUCUUUCACAUGUAUGGGCAAAUAUGUACUACUUGCCGAUCUAUGAACCAGUAAUUCCUCGGGAUUUCUGA
Molecule: messenger RNA, 792 nt
Organism: Rotaria sordida
Lineage: Eukaryota; Metazoa; Rotifera; Eurotatoria; Philodinida; Philodinidae
Source: the annotation of a GenBank genome assembly